Messenger RNA from Miscanthus lutarioriparius, 306 nucleotides. The record is from the annotation of a GenBank genome assembly. Lineage: Eukaryota; Viridiplantae; Streptophyta; Magnoliopsida; Poales; Poaceae.
AUGGCGGUGUACGCAUCAUCCGAGUUCAGCCGGGUGUUCUCGGCGUUGGACCGCGACGGCGACGGCAAGCUGUCGGCGGCCGAGCUGCGCCUCUGCAUGAAGGCGGCGCUGGGCGAGGACGUGUCGGCGGAGGAGGCGGACGCCGACGGCGACGGGCUGCUGAGCCAGGAGGAGCUCCUGGCGCUGGCGCUGGCGGGGACGGCGGCGGGAGGAGGAGGAGGGCGGCGAGCUGCGAGCGGCGGCGGGAGCUCAGGGAGGCGUUCGGGAUGUACGCCAUGGAAGGCGAAGGGUGCAUCACGCCGGUGA